Messenger RNA from Trachymyrmex cornetzi, 627 nucleotides. RefSeq names its product putative nuclease HARBI1. The record is from RefSeq and is a predicted model, not a curated record. The annotation marks the transcript as partial. Lineage: Eukaryota; Metazoa; Arthropoda; Insecta; Hymenoptera; Formicidae. The transcript is spliced from 3 exons.
UUUCCAAGAGUAAUAGGAUGCAUCGAUGGAACGCAUAUUAGAAUACAAUCUCCUGGAGGUGAACACGCAGAAGAGUUUCGAAAUCGAAAAGGAUACUUUUCUCUUAAUACCCAAGUUGUAUGUGAUCAUAACAUGAAAAUUACAGACAUUGUGUAUAGAUGGACGGGUUCGGUCCAUGAUGCAACAAUUUUUCAACAUUGCCGACUGCAUCAAAGAUUAGAGGAAGGUGAUUUUCAGUUGGGAAUAUUACUUGGCGAUAGUGGAUAUCCAAUCAAGAAAUAUCUUCUCACUCCUCUUUUGCAUCCAACUACUGCAGCGGAAAAUAAGUACAAUAAUGCUCACAUACGAACGAGAAAUAUCGUUGAACGAGUAUUUGGAGUUUGGAAACGUCGAUUUCCUGUAUUAAGUUUAGGUAUGAGACUCAAAAUACAGACUGUGCAAGACAUCAUCGUAGCUACAGCAGUUCUACAUAAUAUUGCCAGAGAUCAAAAUGAAGAAGAACCUCCUGAAUGUAUAAAUAUUCCUGAUGACAUUGAAGUUGGUAAUGAGAAUCAAAUAGAUGUUCAAAUAGGAGACAAUAAUGUCAGACAAGCACUCAUUCAUGAGUAUUUCUCGAGAAACUUGUAA